UCCACUCCACUCCUCUCCACUCAGCUAGAGCACUGCAUUCUGUCUAUCUACCGAUGGCAAUGGGCGUGCGGCGUGGAACUACAACGGUGCAGGGCAGGAGCUUCAUCUUCGUCCUUGUUGUGCUGUUGGCCGUGGCGACCGGCGUUUCCGGCCGAACCACGUACACGGGCAGCAGCAACACUUCAAGUGCUCGUGGUGCACGAGUGACGACGCCGCCGGCGACCGGGAAGAAGCAAGGCCAUGGCCAUGGGGAGAAGCCGACGCCGCCACAGACGAAGCCGAACACCAAGCAGCAGGUGCCUGCGCUGGUGGUGUUCGGCGACUCGAUCGUGGACCCUGGCAACAACAACGCCAUCCACACCAUCGUCAAGGCCAACUUCCCGCCCUACGGCCACGACUUCGGCGCCGACCACCGCCCCACCGGCCGCUUCUGCAACGGCCGGAUCCCCACCGACUUCAUCGCCUCCAAGCUGGGGCUCAAGCAGCUGCUCCCGGCCUACCUGCAGCAGAACCUAACAAAACAGGACCUGCUCACCGGCGUGAGCUUCGCGUCUGGAGGGACCGGCUACGACCCGCUCACGGCGCAGCUCGCCUCCGUCAUCUCCAUGACGGACCAGCUCCGCAUGUUCCACGAGUACAAGGCCAAGGUCCAGGCCGCCGCCGGCGACGCCGCUCUCUCGGAGAUCCUCUCCAAGGGCGUGUUCGCGGUGUGCGCGGGGAGCGACGACGUGGCCAACACCUACUUCACCAUGCGGGCGCGGAGCUCCUACUCGCACGCCGACUACGCGCACGCCGAGAUGAUCAACGCCGGCAUGGGCACCGCCGUGGAGUCUCUCAAGGCCAAGCACCCGGGGGCGAGGGUGGUGCUCAUGGACAUCUACGGGUACUUGUUGGACAUGAUGAUGCGGCCGGAGGGGUACGGGUUCAAGGAGUCCACGCUGGGCUGCUGCGGCACGGGGAUGAUGGAGGUCUCCGUGCUCUGCAACGGCGUCACGUCGGCGGUGUGCGGCGACGUCACCGACUAUUUGUUCUGGGACAGCUACCACCCCACGGAGAAGGCGUACCGGAUCCUCGUCGACUUCGUCUAUGACAACUACCUCAAGGAGCUCAUCGACUAGCUACCUUGCACGUACUGCGUGUGAUUGGCAUUUCAAAUUCAUUUGUGUUUAUGUUGUGCACGCACCUAUGUACAUAGGUUGCGGAAAAAAUAUAUAAUGUUGAAGUAUUAUUCACCGAUUUA
Triticum dicoccoides is the source of this 1240-nucleotide messenger RNA. Its product is annotated as GDSL esterase/lipase At3g43570-like. The transcript has a single exon. Bases 54 to 1118 code for a protein of 354 amino acids. Gene Ontology annotation, molecular function: hydrolase activity, acting on ester bonds. NCBI's taxonomy places the organism in Eukaryota, Viridiplantae, Streptophyta, Magnoliopsida, Poales, Poaceae. The record is from RefSeq and is a predicted model, not a curated record.